Prorocentrum cordatum is the source of this 156-nucleotide messenger RNA. NCBI's taxonomy places the organism in Eukaryota, Dinophyceae, Prorocentrales, Prorocentraceae. The record is from the annotation of a GenBank genome assembly.
AUGUAUACCGUCAUCGCGCGGCUGCAGGUCGUUUACCACCCGUUCUCCGACACAGGCUCGUACUUCCAGUGCCUGGCCGAGGCUCAGAGGGCAGAGCCCGCCGGCGACUCGCCCGACGGCCAUGCGAACGGAGAGUCCGCCGAGCCGGCCGCUUGA